This is a messenger RNA of Drosophila mauritiana, 2128 nucleotides long. It is a transcript of the gene Schip1, whose product is annotated as schwannomin-interacting protein 1 homolog. Gene Ontology annotation, cellular component: cell junction; plasma membrane. Bases 97 to 1968 code for a protein of 623 amino acids. The transcript is spliced from 8 exons. Gene Ontology annotation, biological process: positive regulation of hippo signaling. The record is from RefSeq and is a predicted model, not a curated record. Lineage: Eukaryota; Metazoa; Arthropoda; Insecta; Diptera; Drosophilidae.
CAAUAAAUAACAUUUUAAACAAACGGAAUACAUUUUAGUUGUUAACAAUCGUUUAAAUAAAGCAAAUACAAGAACUUAUAAUUACAACUUAUUCCAAUGCCCAUGCCAAGAAUGGAUAUCUAUAUAACAAAGGGCAUCACCAACCCCAACUACCCAGGAUUUCAGAAGUUCGCGCAUACCCUUUCCGAUGACUACAUAGAGUACUCCGACAUGGAGUGCAAUGAGAGCGAUCUAACCGACAGCGAUAGAGAAGAUGAACAACCAAACACGUUUCCAAGUAAGGUGUCCAAGGAAUCGGGAUCGGAAACCUUUAAGAAUGCCCAAGAUUCGAUUUUAAGUAACUGCGACAAUGGAAACACAUAUAUACCAGAAGAGGAAAGCGUGAACAGAUCGGAAAAUAUUCCGGAUAUUGUAAAUGAGAACUAUAGUGCAACUUCGGAAAACUCCAAGCGAGCUUUGCAAAAACCGGACCUUAUCUACAAUCUAAGCCAGAAUUAUACGACCAAUCCUGAGUUUUCAUCCUGGUCAUGUACAAUUAAUUCGAAAUACGAAGGUCAGUUGCAAGGCCAAAGCCCUAUCGAUAUUGUUGGGGAUUUUGGCGGAGAAGUGGAGCGUGAAUUCGAGCUACUUCUCACUGGAUAUAAAAACAAGAAGGAAGCGGAUGAGUUAAAGGGAUCAAAUAUAGAUAAGAUUUGCGAUGCAGAACUAUCAAAUGGAACGGAGGCUCUCAAGCAAACAUCCUCGACGCGAUUGUCCGGAAAUAGUACUCGGAAAAAUAAAAAGAAGAACACUCCAUACGGACAUCAGAUCGUGAAAACGAAGCAUCCAAAGCCGUCGCAUGACGAACGUCAGUUGCCACCGGACACGUUCGACUACAAAACGUAUAGCCAACGAAAAUAUAUCAUUUGUGAUGCUGACCAAUACUCGUCCGUUCCGGAAAAGAACAAAAACGAUAGUCAGAACAUAAAUCAGGCUGAAAUACCCAACUUAAGCAGCUUGGAAAUCGGUGGAAGUGGAAGCCAGCAGAAUCUGGACGAGGACAAUAACAAGGUGGCUAGUCGGAAGUACUUAAAUCAAUCGCGGUGGUCUCAGUACUUGGAAGAUCCCAUCAAGUACUCCAAAGAUCCAUGUUCUACCAUGGUUUUAGAACAAUUUGAUGCGUACAAGAUUGCAAAUGAUAUGGAUGUGGAAACAUUGCAAAACCAUUAUAAAAAGGUUAAACAGAUAGAGAAAAAGCGGCGAUUCAAUCGAGAUGAGAUACGCAAGAGAUUGGCGAUCGGAGAUAAAGAUUCAUUAAAUAAUGAUAUCAAGAAGGAGGAAUUUCUAACCGGAUCGGAUAAUGAAAGUUAUAGCUCCGACUCUGAGACGUGUCCAAAACUAUCAAGUGGUGUACACCGGAAGCAAUCGGAUUUCUGUGAAACGAAACGCAAUAAGGAAUUUGAAAACGAUAAAAUCUUUCAAAAGAACCAAAUCAACCAAGAUAAAAGCAUGAAUCAUAUGAAUGGCAAUCCCAUUGGUACAACAGAUUAUCCGUCGGAUGAAAACUUGUUUUUCUUUGCGAAUCAAUCAAAACUUCAAAUAGAGGUUAGAAUAGCACUAGCUCAAUCGAAGGAAAUAGCUCAGAUGAAAGUGAAGGCAAGAAAACAUGGCGUAACUCCCAUUGUGGACGUAAUUCGAUCAAUGCUGUGUGAUGUUGGCAUCCAAAUGAACUCCAACCAUCGAUGGAUUUCGAGGCAGCUGCUCACUGGAAUCCAAGUUCCGACUCUCCAGCUAUUGGUCAACAAUCUCCAGGAGUAUAUUGAAAACCUGAACGUUACACUACUGGAGAGCCUUAAGGAGCGAGACGAUCUAAAUUCGGACCAAGAUGAUAUAUUACACGAUCUCGAAAAAAUAAAUAACUUUUUUGUUUUCCAACAGCAAUCUGGACAGCAAGUCAAUAAAAUAGUUAGACACGGCCAUUUAGAUUAAAUUAAACACUUGAAAUUGCAUAUUUUAUUAACAACAUGUUUACAAAUAUUAUAAUCACUUGUAUAAUUGAUAACAAUCUACCGAGACCGUUUAUAAAACACAUACUCAAAUGUUCUUCAAACACUGUUAUAUUUAUGUAAUUAUAUAAAGCUAAAUAAAU